This is a messenger RNA of Elaeis guineensis (African oil palm), 3942 nucleotides long. RefSeq lists its product as uncharacterized. The record is from RefSeq and is a predicted model, not a curated record. NCBI's taxonomy places the organism in Eukaryota, Viridiplantae, Streptophyta, Magnoliopsida, Arecales, Arecaceae.
AGACAGAAGAGGCCGCUCGCUCGCUCGCUCGCUCUAUUUUUCUCUCUCUCGUUUCUUCUCCAAAUAUCCGACGCUUGUCGCGAGUCCGCCUGAUUUUCCCCCGUUCCGGAAUCGAUUUCGUGCAGGGAGCUCUUGGAAUUAGGACUGCUCUGCACAUUGAGGUUUGUGGAUAAAGGAAAAAGUGUUUACUUGGGGCAGAAUGAUAGGAAAAAAGGUGGUAUUAACAUACAAACGUAAGCGCUUCUCGUCCCAGUCUUGUCAUGGUAAUGGAAUUACAGCUGAUUCAUAUUCAAGGUCUUCAAGUGGUGUACCUUUAGAGAUAUCAAGCCAAGAAGCUGAAUCUGGCACUGACAAUGAGAAGCUGAAUGAAUACAAUGCGUGUUGUUCUAGAUGUGGUUCUGUUGAUGUCAAUGAGAACCUGCUGGGCUGUUUUAGAUGCUUUAGGAGUUAUCAUCUGCGAUGCAUCGACCCCCUUUCAAAGCAUAUUCCUCAGGAAAAAUGGCAAUGCUCAACUUGUAUUCAUGAAUUUGAAGAGUCUAUCCAGCACCAAGUUCAAGAGACUAAUAAGACAAAGAAAAAUAAAAGCAUUGAAGAGUCUGAGAUCAGGAAAAUUAAUCUUCAAUCACAUAAAAUGUUGUUAAGUACAAGACCAUCUGGGGACAGCUCUACAAAGACAAGUUCCUCUGCAAAUGAUGCACCUCUUAACAAGCUAAAAAAUAUUACCUGGACAGAUGAUUCAUAUACUGAUUCUGAUUCAGCAUGCAAAGUCACAUACAUUGAAGGGAAUUCAAGGUCUAAAGAUAUGAACUUGGGGAUCGUAGGAAGAUUGAGUUCCAUAUGUUUGGGUUCAUUGACUGAAGGGAAAAAUAGUUCUGGAUUCACAGAGGGUUGUGUUUCUGAUUUGCUGAAUUCAGAUAAAAGAAGCAAUGUUAUAUGCAAUGAUAAACAUCUAAAAGAGAAUUGCAGCACUCCCUUGAUUACCUUUUCUAGGAGAGCUAAGAAAAAGCAAGAUGUGGGUGAGAAAUUUAUGGGAAGGAAUUUAAGGGCUGAAGAGAUACAGUGUUCAACUGGCCCCUGGAGCAAUUCUGAAAUAGGACCUAGUUGUAGAUGUGAAGGAUCAACUCAAAAUUGCAGCUUCAUGGAUCAUUCAACUAAAGUUGUUUUACCAGAACAAGCAGACUGUUGCCCAUUGCAUGAGGUUCAACAAGCCAUGAUGGAUGAUGUCGGAAAAGAUGCUGUAGCUGAACCUGCUCCUGAAGGAAGCGUGGAAACAAAAAGUGCUGGGGAGACUGGUGAGAAAUUAUCUCUUCAAUGUUCUGAUAUUCCAGAGAAACCAAAUUUGGGUCAUCAGGAUCCAUUGCCUUCCCAACCUGCAGGACAUGUUCCUGAGGAUCCAUCAGAAAAACUUGCAGCUGCACAUACAACUGGUGUCAUCAGAGACUCCAUUUUAGUGCAUGAAUCUGGAGGAUCAAGCUCAUCGGGAAAUAUGUUAGUUAAUGCUAUAAAGAGCUCUGAGAAAGCAAUCACAUUACAUGGUGUUUCAAAGGACAGGAGUCACCUGAGAAAUUUGGAAUUUUCUGUUGCCCUUCCUGCAUCUACUAGUCUAACCAAAAUAGAAUCAAGUAAAUCAGCAUCGAAUGUCAUGCCUGAGAAUCUUUUGAAGUCUCAAAGUUUAUCAACUCGAAGUUGUGGCAUUGUUAUGGCAGAUAAGGAAACUGAUGGAAAAGUUGAUGAACUUCAAUGGCUUGAAACACUUUCAAAAGAACUGCAGGAUACAAAGAAAGGAAAAAAUAAAUGCUCAUCUGUGGAGCAAAGUGUUAUCAACUGCAAACAAGCAUCCAAUGGAAGUGCUUCCCCUAUGUUACCAGUUAGUUCAUCUGUGCAGAGUCAACGAGAUCAGGAUACAUCAAGGGAGUUUAGGAAUCAGACAAUUGGAUCACAGGGAAGAGCAUUUCUGACAAAAUCAAUUGAGACUGACUAUGAAAAGCAAAAACAUGGAGAGACAACAGAUAAGUCUUCUUUUCCUACUGGUUUUCUAGGUCUGCCGUUGAAUACGGAGGGACCAGAUGUCUCUGUUAAGGAUUUUCAGAGCACACAUUCAACAUUGAAUUUUAGUAUUAAAGAUGCUGUUCAUGAACUCAACAAGCGACUUCCAUGGCCUAGCAUUAAUGAGAAUACUUGUGUAUCAAAGCAACAACAAAUGGUUGACAAUGCUAUAAGUGGUUCACAGAUGUUAGAAGAUAGGCAAGCCUCUCUGUUAGAUAAGUUUAAGAGCAACGCAGAUGAAUGGUCAGAAGAAGAACUAGAUUUUCUCUGGAUUGGUGUGAGAAGAUAUGGGGUUAACAACUGGAAUGCAAUGUUAAGGGAUCCAAAACUUUGCUUCAUGAACUCAAGAGUCGCAGAGGACCUAGCUGAGAGAUGGAAUUUAGAACAAAGUAAGCUUCUGAAUGGCACACUACUCCAGCCAGGAAGACCCUCUGAACCAGAUAUUUCGUUGCUGCCUUUCAUGAAUGAUUCUUGGUUAGCAAAACCAAUACCAAGUAACCACUAUGGUGGGAAUGGUACCUGGUCAGCACGUUCAGAAUUCCCUGUGCUCACAGCUGAGCCUAAACUUUCUCUAGGAGGUAUAUAUCUUCAGAAUGAGAACACCCUCAAGAGAAAUCCGCUUCAUUCAUUAGGCCUAGGUACAGUUAAUCCUCUGACAAGUGCAAGUCUGUUCACAGGUUCCAUCAGCGGCAGCUUCCCAGUAGGUUCUUCUUACCCAGGCUCAGGGAUAAGUCACCAGAAGACUUUCAACGCUCACAACACAAGGUAUGACUGUGAAUCAUCUUCUUCACGCCAAAAGUCAGUUGAAAUUUUGUCUCAGGAUCACCAAACAACUAGUCUGCCAGCAGGCAGUAACCUCCCCCAUUGGCUCAGGGAUGUGGUGAUCCCGCAAACAAAGCCAAGCAAUUCAACAUUGCCUCCUGUUUCCCUUGCACAUUCUGCAAUCAUGCUUAUUAAUGACCCAAGGGUAGAUCCACCUGCUCCCCCUAAAGAUUCUCGGGGACGGGGAAUUCUCAAGAGAAAGAACGUCACAUCUAGUAAUCAUGCCAGCAGUGUGAGGGUGUCGGACAAUCCAGUAUCUAUGAAUGAGCAUCAGAUGGGAAAACAACCAGCUGUUCUUCCAACCCUGGGUGUGAAAUCUCAGACGCCAACUUUAGUUAAUACAAGUUCCAGUCUGAAUGGUGUAACCAAUUUGAAUAAGAAAAGUUCAUGUCCUGCUGGACCAAGUAACUUGGUUGUUAUUGAUAGUGAUGCAUCUUCUGAGGAGACGAUAUCGGACAGCUAGUGCUGUAAGGAAUGGCUUUGCAGCAUCUAUUUGAUAAUUUGCAAGAAAAUGGAUUGAGUGCCGGCAUUUGCAUGAGGUAGGAUAUGCUUGCAGUGGAGCUCAUUAUUGAACUUUAGAACAAUUCAAUGCGGUGGUUGGUGCAGUAUAGAAAUGGCCCUACUUAUUUGUAUGUUUAAUAUUUUGCAGUUUAUCAGUCAACUUCUUGAUAAAUGCAACAACAUUAUGAUAGCUGUCAAAUUCUUCCUCAUGCAUAAGCCGUAAGUCCUCUGUGCAAUACAACAACCAUAAGGACCAAUUCUAUGGACCUAAGCUAAUCUAAUUAAGCUGAACUUUAAACAUCUUGCCAUUCGCCUGUACCUCUCUUGAUUAGGCCAAGCCCAUCCAAAACACAAUAAAGUUCACCCACAAACAUGACCUAAUUGGCCCUAAUCCCGUAACCAGAACCCAUAACUGACACCUCUUGUUAGUAGUUCAUUUUUUGCGAUCUAUGCUUAUGCUCAUGUCCACAACCCCAUAUCCUUGCUAUUGCACCUGAGCUUAACCUAUAAGCCAUCCAAACGCUAAACUAAACCCAACUUUACUAGACAAAAGCUGACCCGGCACCACUAGGC